Molecule: messenger RNA, 1175 nt
Organism: Sturnus vulgaris (Common starling)
Lineage: Eukaryota; Metazoa; Chordata; Aves; Passeriformes; Sturnidae
Source: RefSeq, a predicted model, not a curated record
AACGAGGCCUUGAACCCAUUUUAUGGACUCAUUUCUUACUGAACACCAUAAAAUAUUAAAAUUCCAACCGUAUAAAUAAGGAGGGGAAAGAACUGUGCAUUUCCCAGCAGAAGUGGCCUCUCCAGAGACUCUUCCCAAGAGAUGGAGCAGAGACGCAGCCUCGCCGUCCCCUGUGGAGCGCCCAUCCUUGCUAUUUCCUUCCUGGCAUGUGUGGCCACAGCUUUGGAACUAUCUGUAAAUAACCACGCUGCUGACUUCACCCUGUCUACAACGCUUGUCCCUGCCAUCUCCCUCUCGUGCCUUGUACACAACAGCAGCCAGGCCGAGGAGCUGCUCUGGUACCGUGGAGAUGGGCAAGUGGGUCUGAACGCUGGCAAUAAAGUGAACAUCAGCAACAUCUGCAUAUCCCCAGUCAAUGAGUCUGACAACGGAGUCACCUUCACGUGCAGGCUGGCACGGGACAAGUCUGUGCAGCUGUCUGUGAUCCUGGAUGUCCAGUUUCCUCCCCAGCUGAGUGGAGAGGAGACCCUCCACGUGGAAGAAGAAAAAGAUGUUACUCUGACCUGCAACUCCAAAUCCAACCCUCAAGCCCAAAGCACCUGGCUGAAGGACAACCACAGCUUGACCCUGCAGCAAAGUCAUCACGAGGUGUACCAGAACAGUGAGAUCUUUCGGCUCUCCAUCAAAAAAGUGCAGAAGUCUGACAAUGGGACCUACACCUGUGUGGUGGAAUCACCCCUGGGAUAUGGGACAAAGGAUUUCCACCUCAUAGUUGAAGAUAAAAAAGCUGUUUUCCCCACGGAGGCUGUUAUUGCUGCUGCAGUGGUGGUUUCACUCACAAUACUUUUUGGAAUUGUGGCUCGAAAAGAUACAAUUUUUAAGUGCUUCAAGAAACCAAGAGAAAUAGCUCUGAGUUGAUUUCUCACGUCUUCCAUUCAUCUUGCUGCAGGUAAACACCCAGAAAACAUAACUUCUAGUGGUCAACCAAAGCCAUAGUGUGAGAUGAUGAGAUAAAGCACUAAAACAAUUUUUGAGAUCAACUUUAUAUGUUUUUUUAAAAAUAUAAGUGGUUCUUUGUGUCUGUUGAUUCUAACCUGCUGCUUAGAGGGUCACUGGGAAACCCUUCCUUGGAACAGCAUUGAGGCAGGUGGGCUGCAUGAGAUGAUGCCAUGCUU